Camellia sinensis is the source of this 3186-nucleotide messenger RNA. Its product is annotated as putative LRR receptor-like serine/threonine-protein kinase At1g67720. Lineage: Eukaryota; Viridiplantae; Streptophyta; Magnoliopsida; Ericales; Theaceae. Gene Ontology annotation, molecular function: protein kinase activity; ATP binding; protein binding. Gene Ontology annotation, biological process: protein phosphorylation. The record is from RefSeq and is a predicted model, not a curated record.
UCUUUUCUUUUCUUUUCUUUUUUCUUCUGAUUUUUCUGCUCUGUGACAGAGUCACUUUCUAUCUGUUAUUUUCGUUUCUUUAUUUCUUUCUCUUUCCCACCAUUUUUAUGCUCUCAUUCUCGGUGUUCCCUCUUCUCGUACAAGAAGAGAUAUGGAGUACGGAGUUAUACUUCCCUCUCUUCUCUCCUUCUCUCUUCUUCUUCUCAUGGCUGCCGUCAGAGCUCAGAUGCCAGGUUUUGUGAGUUUAGACUGUGGAGGUAGAGCAAAUUUUACCGAUGACCUCGGUCUGAGGUGGACUCCUGAUGAUCAGCUUCUGUAUGGAGAAACAACUAACAUUUCUGUUGCAAAUGAGACAAGGAAGCAAUAUCAAACUCUGAGAUUCUUCCCUGCCGAUAACAGGAAGUACUGUUACACGCUCAAAGUCAUAAGCAGAACUCGGUACCUUGUAAGAGCAACCUUCUUGUACGGUAACUUUGACAACAACAAUGUUUAUCCAAAGUUUGACAUCUCUCUCGGGGCAACUCAUUGGGCUACCAUUGUUGUUUCGGAUGCUAGUACAAUAGAGUUCCAGGAGCUGAUAUUUCUGGCUUUAGAUUCGACCAUUAGUGUGUGUUUAUCCAAUGCUACAACAGGGCAGGCAUUUAUCUCUACCCUUGAACUCCGACAAUUCAAUGGUUCAGUUUACCUUACACAGUAUGAAAGUCAGUUCUAUCUCAGCACGUCUGCACGAAUAAAUUUUGGUGCAGAUAGUGAAGCUCCUAUCAGGUAUCCUGAUGAUCCCUUUGAUAGAAUAUGGGAAUCUGACUCUCUUAAGAAAGCAAAUUACCUUGUUGACGUUGCUUCGGGAACUGAGAAAAUAUCAACCCGAAUGCCAAUCAAUGUUAACACUGGUGAAAGACCGCCCCAAAAAGUAAUGCAAACAGCUAUGGUUGGUAGAAAUGGAUCAUUAACAUACCGCUUGAAUUUGGAUGGUUUUCCGGGUUUUGGUUGGGCAUUCACUUACUUUGCAGAAAUUGAAAGUUUGGGUCCAAAUGAGACUAGGAAAUUUAGGCUGGUGCUCCCGGGCAUGCCUGAUCUCAGCAAACCUGUUGUUAAUAUCCAAGAAAAUGCUCAAGGGAAAUAUCGCCUGUACGAGCCUGGAUAUUACAACAUAUCCCUCCCCUUUGUAUUAUCUUUUAGAUUCGGGAAAACAUCUGAUUCUUCCAUGGGGCCUCUCCUGAAUGCAAUGGAGAUUAAUAAGUAUAUUAAGAAAAGUGAUGGUUCUAUCGAUGAAUCGGUAAUUGCUAGUGUAAUUUCACUCUAUCCAUCAGCAGAUUGGGCGCAAGAAGGUGGUGACCCAUGCCUUCCAGUUCCAUGGUCCUGGGUGCAGUGUAACUCGGACCCUCAACCUAGGAUAGUUAAAAUUAUAUUGUCCGAGAAGAACUUGACAGGCAAUAUCCCUUCAGACUUGACAAAGUUGAUUGGCGUAGUUGAGCUGUGGCUUGAUGGGAAUUUACUGACUGGUCCAAUACCAGAUUUUAGUCGAUGCAUGGACUUGAAGAUUAUUCAUCUAGAGAACAAUCAAUUGACUGGUGAAUUGCCUUCCUUUCUAGUGGACCUACCAAAUUUGAGGGAACUGUAUGUGCAGAAUAAUAAGUUAUCUGGAACAGUGCCAUCACAUCUUGUGGAUAGGAAUCUUAUUUUGAACUACACUGGGAACAUUAAUCUUCAUAAAGGGAACAACAGAGGGAGCCACAUCAAAAUUAUUAUUGGAUCAUCAGUUGGGGCUGCUGUUAUGCUUGUAGCUACUAUUGCCUCCUGUCUAUUAAUGCACAAAGAAAAGAUGAAAUAUCUUAAACAAGACCAGCUUGAACAUACCAAGCAUACUCAAAGAUUAGUUUUGUCAUUGGGUGAUGGUGCCAAUGAAGCUGCACAUUGCUUUGCAUUAUCUGAACUUGAAGAUGCCACAAGGAAGUUCGAGAAAAAAGUUGGCUCAGGAGGCUUUGGAGUUGUAUACUAUGGAAAAUUGAAAGAUGGAAAUGAGAUUGCAGUCAAAGUUUUGACCAGUAAUUCCUACCAAGGGAAGCGGGAAUUUUCAAAUGAGGUGACUCUUCUUUCAAGGAUACAUCACAGGAACCUGGUACAGUUUCUCGGGUAUUGCCAAGAAGAAGGGAAAAGUAUCCUUGUUUAUGAAUUAAUGCAUAAUGGAACUCUCAAGGAACAUCUUUAUGGACCACGUACACAUGAGCAAAGCAUCAGUUGGAUCAAGCGCCUUGAGAUUGCUGAAGAUACUGCAAAAGGGAUUGAAUACCUUCAUACAGGCUGUGUUCCGUCAAUUAUCCACCGAGAUUUGAAAACCAGCAACAUUCUUCUUGACAAAAACAUGCGUGCAAAGGUUUCGGAUUUUGGUCUCUCAAAACUUGCAGUGGAGGGAGCUUCCCACGUGUCAAGCAUAGUUCGAGGCACUGUUGGGUAUCUGGAUCCUGAGUAUUAUAUAUCUCAACAGUUGACAGACAAGAGCGAUGUUUAUAGUUUUGGUGUCAUCCUUCUCGAGCUGAUAUCUGGUCAAGAAGCAAUAUCUAAUGAAAGCUUUGGUGUUAAUUGCCGCAACAUAGUUCAAUGGGCAAAACUACACAUUGAAAAUGGGGACAUUCAAGGAAUCAUCGAUCCCUCACUACACGAUGAAUAUGACAUCCAAUCAAUGUGGAAGAUAGCCGAGAAAGCUUUGAUGUGUGUCCAACCCCAUGGAAAUACUCGACCGUCAAUGUCAGAAGUUCUAAAAGAAAUCCAAGACGCAAUUUCAAUUGAAAAGGGCGCAGAUGUGGUGAGAGAAGGUAACUCGGACGAAAUAUCAAGAAAUUCAAUGCAUUCUUCCUUGGUUAUGGGGGGUUCCCUAGAUUUAGGUGAUCAUUGCUUGUCAAUUGAUGAGUCAAGUGCACAGCCAACUGCUCGAUAGUUACUUGUUCAUAAUGAGCUCAUAAUUUUCUCCUCUUUUUUGUUUUUUUUUUUGGCUUAUUCUUUUGCGGCUAGGAUUACUUGACUUCGACUGUGAAUCAUGAUGUAAUAAGUGAAUAGCAAAAUCUCUGAUGUUAUGAGGUUGUAAGUUGAGCUUGGUGGUUAAUUAGUUUUUUCUAUUCUUCUUGAUCAGAGAAAUGUAUAUUGUUACACUGCAGUUAAUGAAUGAUGCCCCACUAGUCCCAUUGAAUU